UAAAGAAAGAGAGAAGUUUCCAGCGUUGCCUCCACCUCAUGACAGUGAUACAAUUUUGUGUUACUGUCAUGAAAUCUUCGUGAGAUGGAAAAACUCGAUUCCUUCACCGUUAAUCCCAAUUCACAGAGCUAGAAAUUUCAAUCAACCACAGAGGAAAACGAGUCGAAUCGAUUCCCUUUUUCAAUUCCUUCUUGUUUCUGUCUUGUAAUGGCGGAAGAUUUCGCCAAAGCUGUCGACGAUGGCCUCCGUCUAUCCAAAAGACUGUACUUCGGUAAAGACCGUGCCGUUGCGCCUCCGCGGUCGCUCCCCACGAUGGAUAGGAUGGGCCAUUCAUUGCUUCCUACGGCUCCCAUGGUUUAUGCUGUAAUUGAUAAUCCUGCCAUCGUCGAUAAUCCCGAUGUUCCGAGUUAUCAGCCCCACGUCCAUGGCCGCUGCGACCCACCGGCGCUGAUUCCGCUUCAGAUGAACGGGAUUGAGCUCGAGGUUGAUUGCUAUUUGGAUACAGCGAUUAUUCGGAUCACUGGAUCUUGGAGGGUUCACUGCGUUAUGGGUAGUCGGAGCUGUGAUUGCCGGAUUGCGAUUCCGAUGGGGGAACAGGGUUCAGUUCUAGGUUGUGAGGUGGAUGCUCCUAGAAAAUCAUAUCGCACUUCACUUAUUACACUUGAAGACAUACCUAAAAAUGUCGCAGAAAAGCCAGAACGAGUAGAGGGAGGUAUCUUGAUUUCUAAUAUCUAUACCCUUACAAUACCACAGAUUGAUGGGGGCACCACUUUGUCUAUUACCAUGAGGUGGUCUCAGAAACUAUCAUACAGAGAAGGUAAUCUCACAUUGGAUGUUCCAUUUACUUUUCCUGAGUAUGUCAUCCCUGCGGGAAAGAAGAUGUCGAAGAAGGAGAAGAUAGCGUUAAAUGUGAAUGUCCGUUCGGCAGCUGAGGUUUUGUGUAGGACGACGAGUCAUCCUUUAAAGGAAUCGAUGAGAAAACCCGGGAAACUGAGCUUUAUAUACGAAUCGGAGGUUCUUGCAUGGUCGAAAGAAGAUUUUAGCUUCAUGUAUAGUGUUUGUUCGAGUGAGAUAUCUGGUGGGAUUCUCCUACAAUCUCCUCCGAUGGAUGAUGUUGAUCAAAGAGAUAUGUUCUGUAUGUACUUAUAUCCAGGAAAGGAACAUGGGAAGGUGUUCAAGAAGAAGAUAGUAUUUGUUGUUGAUAUAAGUGGGAGUAUGCAAGGCAAGGCACUUAAUGAUGUGAAAAAUGUGCUAUCCACAGCCUUAAGUAAGCUUCAUCCAGAAGAUAUGUUUAACAUUAUUGCUUUCAAUGACGAAGUUCGUCGAUACUCAGCGUCGAUGGAGAUGGCCACCGAGGAUGCUGUGGAAAGGGCGUCUCAGUGGAUAAAUAUGAACUUUAUAGCAGGGGGCGGCACUGAUAUCCUACUUCCAUUGACAAUGGCCACCGAGAUGCUUAAUGAUGGGGGUAGUGAUGGUUCAGUUCCUAUCAUCUUUCUUGUCACUGAUGGGGCUGUUGAAAAUGAGAGACAUAUUUGUGAUGUGAUGAGAAAAAAUCUAACUGGAAAGCAAUCCGUUUAUCCACGUAUAUAUACUUUCGGUAUAGGUAUGUUUCUAGAACUGGAAGGAUUGGCUAGGUGCCCGAAAAUUUCUUCGAGCUUUGAACGUUCUAUAACUCGUGGGUAUCUACGUUUUUUCCGAAUAUUUCAAACAUGUUUGUGUAUCUAUCUACCAGGUAUAUUCUGCAACUACUAUUUUCUAAGGAUGCUUGCAAUGAUUGGUAGGGGACAUUGUGAUGCUGCCUAUGAUUUAGAUUCGGUUGAACCCCGAAUGCGCAGGUUGUACAAAAGAGCUAUUUCUACCAUUUUUGUAAAUAUAGCUGUUGACGCAUUCGACGAUCUAGACGAAGUCAAGGUUUAUCCUUCCUUUAUUCCAGACCUUUCUUCGGAAAGUCUACUGACUGUAUCUGGCAGAUACUGUGGAAAUUUUCCUGAGACUGUUAAGGCAAAAGGCCUAUUAGCCAAUUUGGAUAAUAUUGUCUUAGACUUGAAGGUACAUCAGGCAAAGGAUAUACCUCUUGACAAGCUAUUUAUCAAGGAUCAGAUUGAACUACUCACAGCUGAAGCCUGGCUUUCAGAAAAUAAACAACUGGUGGAAAUGGUAAAAAAGAUGAGCACAAAAUCGGGUGUAAUGAGCGAAUAUACUCAAAUGUUCAUAUUUCAGAGUACAAACAAAGUCGGUGAAACAAUCAAAGUGCAACAGAUGAAGAAGAAUGCUUAUGAGAAAAUGGAAGCACCCAGAAGUGACAAAAUGAUGCUGUUACCAUUUGGUGGGGUUGGCUUUGGAAACUUGGAAGCAACUUCUGAAAACACUCCUCAUGGAGUUGGAGAACGAAAGCCUGAGGCUGCGGAAAUAAUUGUCAAAGCAGCUUCUAAUUGUUGUGGCAAUUUGUGUAGUUUCUGCUGUUGCCCCUGCUGCAUCCAAGUCUGCCUCAAAAUUAACAAUCAAUGCGCGAUCGUGUUGACACAACUCUGCACUGCUCUCGCCUGCUUCGGAUGUUUCGACUGUUGUUUAGAGAUGUGCUGUGACAAUCGGAGUGUCUCAUAGCUAAUAAUGCCCAUGACGACGUUAUGGCCCCAUGUUGAAGUUAUUGCUGCCUGCAAAUGGCACAAGCUGAGUAAGGUACACAAGCAUUCUAGAAUUCUAUACAUACAAGAGUCGGUUUUUUAUUUAAUAAGUAUCCGUUUAUAGUUUCGUAUCUAUGAUGGUAUUGCCAAAUUAUUCAUAAAUAGCCAAAAGAACGAGACAUUCAAAUA
This is a messenger RNA of Cucurbita moschata (crookneck pumpkin), 2813 nucleotides long. RefSeq lists its product as uncharacterized. Bases 208 to 2604 code for a protein of 798 amino acids. The transcript is spliced from 14 exons. The record is from RefSeq and is a predicted model, not a curated record. NCBI's taxonomy places the organism in Eukaryota, Viridiplantae, Streptophyta, Magnoliopsida, Cucurbitales, Cucurbitaceae.